Stomoxys calcitrans (stable fly) is the source of this 660-nucleotide messenger RNA. Its product is annotated as general odorant-binding protein 56h-like. The transcript is spliced from 2 exons. The record is from RefSeq and is a predicted model, not a curated record. Lineage: Eukaryota; Metazoa; Arthropoda; Insecta; Diptera; Muscidae. Gene Ontology annotation, biological process: sensory perception of smell. Gene Ontology annotation, molecular function: odorant binding. Bases 28 to 444 code for a protein of 138 amino acids.
CUUAUCACUCGCACUAAGCCAAUCAUUAUGAAAGUGGUAUACUUUUGUUUUACAUGUGUUUUGUUAGCCGUUAUUCCAAUAAAGGCCGACUACGUGGAAAAUUUUAAAGCUAUAUUGGAAAGUUGCCAAAAAGAAUUCCCCAUUACUCAGGAUGAUAAAGAGAAAGCCCUUGCUGGAAACUUAAAUCCGAAUCCUAGUGAAGCAUUUAAAUGUCAUUUGAAGUGCGUUAUGGAAAAGAAAGACCUAUUUAAAAAUGGAUCUUUUAAUGUGGAUCAUUUUGUUGAAAUGAGUCAAAAAAAUCCUCUGAUAAAGGAUCAUUUGGAGGAUAUACCUAAAAUAGCCGACAAAUGUAAGAGCGCUUCAGGUUCGAAUGAUUGUGAUACUGCUUUCAAAAUAACAGCUUGUCUAAUGGAGAACAAGGGCUUUGUUAUGCCACAUCAUUAGUUUGAAAUCAAGAAAUUAAGAAUAUUACUUCAGCUAGUAUAGUGACAAUACAGUCUUGUAAUAUUGCAAAUUGCAAUUUAGCUUAUGAACACUACAUUAAGGAAAAGGACAAACAGUUUGCUCCAUGUUGUAAUAUAGUUUUCCUCAAAUAAAUAGUUAAAACACUUAUAUUAACAAGUAUGUACACAAAACAAAUAUAAUUCAAUGUAUAGACAA